AGCCAGCUUGGCGGGGGCGAGGCGCACCUUGCUCCCGCGCUCCGGUCAGCCGCGUCGGUCCCUCCCCGCUCGCCCCCGCCCGCCCGACCGCCCGGACGCUUCCGUCCUCUCGGCACGGCCGCUGUCCUCGCUAGCCCCGCGUGGGAGGACGAUGGGUCAGCGCGGAAAAAGUGAAUGAGGACGGCGGCGCCACAGCCAGCGCCCCAGUCGGCAGGCAGAGCCCCGCGCGCAGCCGGCCGGCUCCAUGGACGCGCCGCGUGCACUGGCGGCCAAGCCCCCCACAGGAAGGAAGAUGAAGGCCCGUGCUCCACCACCUCCUGGGAAGCCUGCUGCCCAAAAUGUUCACAGCGAACAGAAACUGCCCCAUGAUGCCACACUGGGCUCACAGCAAAGCCUGGUCUACAUGAAGGAGGCACUGCAGAACAGUACCUUGGACAUCACCGUGGUUCUGCCCAGUGGACUGGAGAAGCAGAGUGUGGUCAGUGGGAGCCAUGCAAUGAUGGACCUACUGGUUGAGCUCUGCCUUCAGAACCACCUGAAUCCUUCUCACCAUGUCCUAGAGAUCUGGUCUUCUGAGACCCAACAGCCUUUGAGUUUUAAGCCAAAUACAUUGAUUGGGUCCUUGAAUGUGCAAACUGUACACCUGAAAGAAAAAGUCCCUGAAGAGAAAGCUAAGCAUGGCCUAACCAAGGCACCUGAGAAAUCUGUACGUCUGGUAGUGAACUAUCUGAGAACACAGAAAGCUGUCGUGCGGGUGAGCCCUGAGGUGCCACUGCAGAAUAUUCUGCCGGUCAUCUGUGCGAAGUGUGAGGUCAGCCCAGAUCACGUGGUUCUGCUCAAGGACAAUAUUGCCGGGGAAGAGCUGGAGCUUUCCAAGUCCCUGAAUGAACUAGGGAUCAAGGAACUGUAUGCGUGGGACAACAGAAGAGAAAUGUUCAGAAAAUCGUCACUUGGCAAUGAUGAGACCGAUAGAGAGAAGAAAAAAUUUCUAGGAUUUUUCAAAGUUAAUAAAAGGAGCAACAGUAAGGCUGAGCAUCUUGGGCUGUCGGGUGCAGAUAGUGAUGAGGACCCCUCGAAGUCAGCGUCUGGAGGGGACUUGAACGGCUGCGUAACAACACCCAACUCACCAUCUUUGCAUUCUCGGUCCCUAACACUGGGCCCCUCCCUCUCUCUGGGCAACAUCUCUGGAGUGUCUAUGAAGUCCGACAUGAAGAAGCGCAGAGCCCCUCCCCCUCCAAGCCCAGGACUGCUGUGUCAAGACAAGGGAUCAGAAAAGGCCUCCCUCAGCUCACAGGCUGAUCUUCAGAAGAAGAAGAGGCGGGCGCCAGCUCCUCCUCCACCACAGCCGCCACCACCAAGUCCUGUGGUCCCCAACCGCAUGGAAGAUAAGGAAGAGAACAGGAAGAGCACAGUGGGUGUUGGACGUCAGGUGCCACAAAAGCCUCCCAGAGGCACAGCUCGGGGCCCACCCCAGUUAGUGCUCCCCCCGCCCCCACCCUACCCUCCUCCUGACACAGAUGUGACAGAGCCUGUCACCUUUCCUGGGGAAGGCGCUGGUUCCGAGACCUCAGAGCUGAGACCCAAACUGAGUCUGCCUCUGGGGCCUGGCAGCCACUGCAGCAUGGGUGGAAUCUCACAGGUACCAGCGGAAGCUGAGGAGACAGCAUCUGUGGGCAGCUGUUUUGCAUCAGAGGACACAACCGAGGACUCAGGGGUCAUGAGCUCUCCCUCAGAUGUCGUCUCCCUGGACUCACAACAAGACAGCAUGAGAUCUAAGGAUAAAUGGUCCACAGACCAGGAGGACUGCAGUGACCAGGACCUGGCUGGAACUCCAGAACUGGGUCCCCCAAAGAGCCCAUCAUGGGUGAAAAAUGGUUCAGGCAGCUCGGUUGUAAGGACUGAGAAAGCCACCAUGCCUGCGAAUGAUGAUGAAGACCUAUUCAUCACUGGACACUUACAUCAGACCCUGGCAGAACUUGAUGAAGACCUGGAAGGAAUGGAAGAAAAUUAUGAAACAGAUACUAGCUCUCUAACCAACUCUGUAAAUGGUGUAUCCAACCACAGUCUACAAGAAGCCAUAAUCCCUGAUAGUAGCGUGGAUGACAUCCCAGUCACUUUUAUCGGGGAAGUUUCUGAUGAGCCUCUUGACUCAGGGCUGUUCUCCAGUAGAUGUAACAAUGCCGCUACCAUUAACACAGGGGGCAUUGCUAGCCAAAGAUCUCACCUGCCCCCAUUUCAGACUGGGCAUGGCCAGCCUUUUGUAAGGACAAGUAGAAAAGGGCCUGACCCCUCCCCUCCUUCCCAAGAUAACAGAAAGAGAAAUCAGCCAACCUUAGCCAACACAUCUGAAGAUGAGCGUCCAGUUGAAACAGACCCCACAGUUACAUCACUUGUUUCAAAGCUUUUAAUAGAUGAUCCAAAAGCAAAGGAUAAAGGCAAGGUGCGUGGUUCUAGUCACAGUGAGAAGACACAGGCAGGUCAUGGAAUAAACUCACUGCGCAUGAAUCCAAAAGAUGAUAAGGAUGAGAGCUCCAACUCAGCACUCCCACCAUGGUCUCAUCAUGGCCAGGCCUCGGGGGGAAGCUAUGGACUCAAGCAUGGCCUCACGACAUAUAAAAUUGUUCCUCCCAAAUCAGAGAUGAGGUGUUAUGACAGGAAUGUGUCCCUCUCCACUGGUGCCAUUAAGAUUGAUGAACAAGGGAAUCUGGUAAGUCCUCACAUGAACGGAAGCAGAACCAUAUCCCGACCAUCAGCUCUGGUCGAAACAGACGCUCCACCUAUUGGAAAAGUCAAAGAGUUCUGGAGGCACAACUCAAUGGAAAAGUACCUGAAUGGGCCGGCCGAGGGCACUGUCCAAAGGGCCCCCUCCACCACUGUCGCUGCCACACCAGCAAAACCACAGCAAGAUAAUGGAAUGAAGGCAGCCUACACACUGACCACUCCCCAGCAGCAGCCUGCCUCACAGGAGUAUGGGGCACACCUGGAGGAAGAGAGAAGCCGGCCAUGUUCAGCAGUCUCUUGUCCUGUGAAAGUACCAGCAACAAAUCCCACAGACAUCACAUUCCUCAAACCUCAGAGAAGAACAUCCAGCCAGUAUGUGGCCUCUACUAUUGCCAAGAAGAUGGGGCCUCCAAAAAUCCAUGCUGAUGUGGUGAGACCACAUAAGAAACCUGCUGAACAGGGCCAUGAAGAAGCAAAGCUGGCUAGGCCUCCUCCAGCCAGGAAAGAUGAUGCAGCUCCUGAACUGCCCUCGGAGGCAAGGCAGCAUGAACAAGGGAUGAACCAGGGCUCUGUCUGCCUUCCCAGCAACGCUGGUGUGCAGUUACCAGCAGGAGACCAUGCCAAAGUAGAGGUCAACAGCGCAUAUGGGAAGUCAUCGACUCAAGACUAUCCUGCUGCUGUCCACAGAAACUCCUAUUUCCUCCCAGGCAGAUCUUCCCAGAGGGAUCGUGUUUCUGUGGGACAGAGCUGUGGUUUCAAUGAAAAGCAAACUACAAGUAACCAAAAAAUGAAUUCAGCAUCUAACUCCUCGAAGGCACUGGACAAGGCGCACCCACCCCCUCUGCUCUUGGCAGAGGCCCGUGACUCUGGGAGGAUUCUGAUGAAUGGCUCUGCACGGACCCCAGGAAAUUGUGAGCCCCCUCACUCUCCAAAGGAAUCCACUUUGACUAGCUAUAUUAUCUUACAGACAGAGGAAAAGCCCAGUCCAUCAUCUACAGAUGGUCAAGAUGCAGAUAAAGCUCUACCGUCCAGCAUUUUUGGGCCAAAGAAAAAAUUUAAGCCUGUCGUUCAAAGGCCACUCCCAAAAGAUGUAUCCCUGCACAGUGCCCUGAUGGAAGCCAUCCACUCAUCAGGAGGAAGGGACAAGCUCCGAAAGACUGCAGAACAGGCCUCGGAAGGAAGGCCAAAGAAACCAUCCUAUGUGGAGGCAGAGAGCGAGCGCUCUGCCCUUCUGGCAGCCAUUCGGGGCCACAGUGGGACUCUCAGCCUCAGGAAGGUGUCAUCCCUUGCCUCUGAGGAGCUCCAGAGCUUCCGAAAUGCUGCACUCGUGGCUCCAGGUUUGGACAAACCUCAGCAAGAAGACCUUGGCCUUCCACCCCCACCUGCCCUGCCGCCACCACCCACUCCAGCCUCCCAGGCUCCUUCAGCCUCUGUGACGGUUUCCAAGUUCAGCACCGGCACCCUCAACAACACAGUAAAUGCUAGGCAAGCCUUGAUGGAUGCCAUCCGCUCAGGCACAGGAGCUGCACGACUCAGAAAGGUUCCCUUGCUCGUGUGAGGUCCUAGGACUGUGGAAACCACCUGUACAGCUCCAAGUAUCAUCGCUUUAGAAAUCCACAUGACAGGAAAUGAAACCUUCAAGAAAUGGCGUUACUUUCCUGUCUCCAGGCCAACUUGCCGGUGGUGGAUUUUCAGUGUUCCUAAUGGUCAAAGGGGAGAUGCUGCUUUGCUGUGUUACUUGUGUGCCAAGGACAUGUGAUCUGCCUUUGAAUGCUCACAGUUGCCAAUAAACUGCUCUUGUUGGCAGAGUAA
This is a messenger RNA of Apodemus sylvaticus (European woodmouse), 4533 nucleotides long. RefSeq names its product cordon-bleu WH2 repeat protein (gene Cobl). Gene Ontology annotation, cellular component: terminal web; dendritic growth cone; plasma membrane. The coding region runs from base 245 to 4279 and encodes 1344 amino acids. Gene Ontology annotation, biological process: actin filament network formation; actin filament polymerization. NCBI's taxonomy places the organism in Eukaryota, Metazoa, Chordata, Mammalia, Rodentia, Muridae. Gene Ontology annotation, molecular function: actin monomer binding. The record is from RefSeq and is a predicted model, not a curated record. The transcript is spliced from 15 exons.